AUGUCAGAGCCUUCAGAAGUUGAGGAAUCUAGGCGGGUUUCCACCCAGAUCAUGUCUCUAUCAACACAGUUAAUUGAGUCUAUUGAGAGGCAAUCAACUUUGGAAAAGGAGUUAAACCAAGCCAACAAGAUUAUUGAAGGCCAUGGCGGUGCUAUGCAAGAGUAUGAAAAGCUGAAGAAGAAUUUCGCAGAGUUAGAGAAAAGAGAGUCAAAUAAGGAUGCCCAAUUGAACAAACUUAGGGAGGAACUGCGAAAACAGAAGGAAGCUCGGACUGAAGCUGAUUCUAAUGCUGACAAGCUGAAUCAUGAAGUGGAGGAACUUACGGCAUCUCUAUUUGACGAAGCAAACAAUAUGGUGGCGGAUGCUAGAAAAGCUAGCCAUGCUACUGAGUUGAGAAAUGCUAAAUUGGUGGAACAGUUGCAUGAAAGAGAUGCGCUCUUGGAAACUUUGAAUCUGCAACUAAGACAUCUUAAGAAAGUUAUCCAAACUUUGGAUGAUGAUAGUAUGGCAAGUGAACAAGUAAAGACCCUAGCGAAUGCAUCUGAUAAUGCUAACCUGGCUGCUUCCUUAAGUAAAAAUCUAAGUUCCAGCCAUGGUCGUCAAAUUGAAGCUCCUUUAGGCCCUAUCUUUUCACCAAACAUUACGGCGGUUCGUUAUGAUUUAGGUCUUUACCACGAAUUUUUAAAAUUUUUGGCAGUUUUACCCGACUAUCAAGAUAUUAAGGAUACUGCUUCAGAUUCCAAACUGCUGAGAAGAUUAGUUAAUGAUGAAAUCCAACCUGUACUCAAAUUGGAAAAUGCAAGUGGCCUAGGCUGGAUCCUUAAGAGAACUCUAGUCAAUCUUAUGAUAGAAGGUCUAGUUGCUGUAGAACCAAUCAGUGGUCUCAAUGAAAUGCAUCAAUAUGGUUAUGCCUCUCCAAUGCUAAACCAACACAGCAAAAUGGGCGGUAAUAAUAGUAAUAGCCUUGAAAAUAGCCCCGCUACUACUAGUAAUACAUCUACGACAACAAAACGUAAUCAUUCUAGAAGCAGCAGUAUGACGAAGAGUUUAAAUCUGUUUAACUAUCCAUCCGAUUCUCCACCGGUCGCUCUACGUGAGAAAUGUGCUAUUUGUGGAGAAUGCAGGGAUGAUCUUGUCGAACAUGCUCGUCUGCAUAUCCUCAAGACUCAAAGCCGCGCUGACGAUGGAACAGUGACAGUCAACAACACGUUCCCACUGUGCAAAUACUGCGUUUUGAAAAUAAGACAAACUUGUGAAAUAUUUGCAUUCUUACGUUCAUUGAAAUUAGGAGCCUGGAAACUGGAAAAAGUUUCAUUAACCAGUGUUUCCAAAGGCGAUUCAAAAGAGUUCUCUCAAGUCUCCAUGGUAAACAGUAAUGAGGACAAGCCAAAUAGAGAUUCAAAGAAGGAAAACCGUAAAACUGCGAGAAAAAGUUUCAUGGCUGGCAUGAAUGCAUUGAAUAGCAAGAAUACUACGGUAACACCAGAAGUACCAGUCUCACAGGCUGGCGCCCCAACCACCAAUAUUCAGUGGGCAUGGAUUCAACUAUGCAGACUUCGUAGUAUGCUCCAUUGGACUCAUAUUGGUAUAUGGAAUGUGGACGAUUGUAUUACGUCUAAGAUUGGUCCCCUUGUGAUUAACGAUGGUAGUAAUAAUGCCGCUGGCAAAACGACUACACAUGAUAUUAAUGGUUCUGUGAAUAAAGAUGGAUCAUCUUCAAACGAAACACCUACAGGGGAAGCUUAUGGAGAGAAACACUCACAGGUCCCACCAGUCCCAUCUACACCAGUGGCGGCAUCAGAACCAGCUAACAAUAGUAAUGAACCCGAUACAUUUGAUUUCGAGGCUGGUGGUGACACUCCAAUAGAUGAUCAAAAGACAAAAACUGAAUCUCCUAAAAAAGAGAAAGAACAUUCAACACCACAAAAGCCAACCCAUUCUCCAGAAACCAUUCAGGAAGAAAAGGAAAACAUAAAUGAAGAUAAUCCGAGAUCAAGCGAAGUAGAAGAGAAGAAGACUGAGGAUGAAAAGAAGGAGAAGAAGAACAGUAGCAAGAUCUCCGAAUCGAAUGAAAACUCAAAUUCCAGUAAAGAACUGCUUGACAAUUUAGAUAAAUUGGGCGAGCAAUUAAAAGAGGAGAGCGGUACCUCAGAGGCACCACAGACUAAUGGAAAUGGGAGUAAAAAUGUUAAUUCUAAUACGAACCGUAAUAACGGUAGCCCUUCUCCCAAGAAGAAAGACGUUCAACGUCAUCGAAGCAUAAAGAGCGUCCUACAAAGUGACAACGAAAGCGCAUCCAAUACAGAAGACCAGUAUGACGAUGCCCAGGAGAUUCAAUAG
This is a messenger RNA of Zygosaccharomyces rouxii, 2340 nucleotides long. RefSeq names its product guanine nucleotide exchange factor SEC2 (gene SEC2). The coding region runs from base 1 to 2340 and encodes 779 amino acids. The record is from RefSeq and is a predicted model, not a curated record. Gene Ontology annotation, molecular function: guanyl-nucleotide exchange factor activity. The transcript has a single exon. Gene Ontology annotation, cellular component: cell tip; Golgi to plasma membrane transport vesicle. NCBI's taxonomy places the organism in Eukaryota, Fungi, Ascomycota, Saccharomycetes, Saccharomycetales, Saccharomycetaceae. Gene Ontology annotation, biological process: exocytosis.